Messenger RNA from Solea solea (common sole), 1925 nucleotides. RefSeq names its product sphingomyelin synthase-related protein 1-like. Gene Ontology annotation, cellular component: endoplasmic reticulum membrane; Golgi membrane. Gene Ontology annotation, molecular function: protein binding; ceramide cholinephosphotransferase activity; sphingomyelin synthase activity. The record is from RefSeq and is a predicted model, not a curated record. Lineage: Eukaryota; Metazoa; Chordata; Actinopteri; Pleuronectiformes; Soleidae. Bases 483 to 1775 code for a protein of 430 amino acids. The transcript is spliced from 6 exons. Gene Ontology annotation, biological process: ceramide biosynthetic process.
UAAGCUAAAUAUUAUUUUGGUAUGAACGAAAAAGUUUGACAAAUUAGCAGAUGACUUCAUAAUUAAUGAUAAUUAUUAGUUGCAGCCUCAGAAAACUGGCAUAUUUUCCAGAUUCAGUAAGAAACCACAGAGACCACCAGGCACCAACCAGCUGCUGUAUGAAAAUAAAUCAUACUAUGUACUAAUAUAACUCUCAGUAUUGUUAUUAAAUUAGGGGGGGAAAAUGACUUAAAGCCUCAAAAGUGAUUCCUCUCAGCACAUGGAUUAACAGUGAGCAGUUACAGUACAGUUGUGUCGGUCAAACCUUGCAGACCUUUGGAGCAGCGGGGAGAAAAGCACAAGCAGGACUGUGCUAACUUUAUCACAAGGUCAAAGGACAAAAAUGAUAAAAACAAAAAAAGCAAAGCAAAGAGAGUCGAUUCACCACAUUUAGACUCUGUUUGCUGUAGAGGAGGAAUUUACUCUGCUACCCUGAAUGUGUCAUGGCACAGUCGGAGGACAGCGCGAGUGCCUGGAGCUGUGAACAUGUGGCCCAGUGGCUCCAGGAGGAAGGUUUUGGGGAGUAUGCUGGGUUGCUCUGCACCCAGCACCGUCUGGAUGGUCCCAGCCUUCUGGCUUUGACUGAGGCCGACCUGCGGGGUCCACCACUGGGCCUGACUGUGCUGGGAGACAUCAAGAGACUAACCUUAGCGCUCCGUCGCCUCCAGAGACGGAACCAGAACCAACUGGAGGAGCUGGGUCUCCAGCUGGCUGACGGCCACCUCACUGGGCUCUCGCAGGGUGCAGCAGGCUUGGAGUGGAGCUGUAAUGGAGCAGACAUGAGGUGUAAUGGAGGUGAUAAUGCAUGUAACGGCACAGAGCUGCGGCUGAGGAAAGGUGAUAGAUCUGGGUAUAGUACAGGAGUGGCACUGUGUCAAACACACUCCAACUGGAGGUGUCGGCAGCACCUGGCUGGCAGACUGGACCCAGAGGUGUGGAAGACAGUCAUGAGUUCCAUAUAUGUGUUUCUUGUGUUCGGAUUCACUUCCUUUGUCAUGGUGAUUGUACACGAGCGUGUCCCGGAUAUGAGGACGUACCCACCACUACCUGAUAUAUUCCUGGACAGUGUUCCAAGAAUCCCCUGGGCUUUUGCAAUGGCUGAAGCUUGCGGCCUCAUCCUGUGUUACAUGUUUAUUUUGAUCCUGCUCCUUCACAAACACAGGUCCAUUCUCCUCAGGAGGUUGUGUUCCUUAAUGGGGACAGUGUUUUUGCUCCGAUGCUGCACCAUGUUUGUCACCUCGCUCUCUGUACCAGGGCAGCACCUGCAGUGUGCCAGUCAGACAUAUGGCGAUACAUGGGAGAAGAUACAGAGGGCCCUAAUGAUCUGGAGUGGAUUUGGGAUGACGCUGACGGGUGUCCAGACAUGCGGAGAUUACAUGUUCAGUGGACACACGGUGGUCAUUACGUUGCUCAACUUUUUUGUGACUGAAUACACUCCACGGACCUGGAAUCUGAUUCACACCAUCUCGUGGGUGCUGAACCUGUUUGGCAUUUUCUUCAUCCUGGCGGCUCACGAGCACUACUCCAUCGACGUGUUCAUCGCCUUCUACAUCACCACCCGCCUCUUCCUCUACUACCACACUCUGGCGAACACACGUGCGUACCAGCACAGCCGGAGGGCGCGCAUAUGGUUCCCCAUGUUCUCGUUCUUCGAGUGCAACGUGAAUGGACCUGUUCCCAACCAGUAUCACUGGCCCUUCGACAAACCUGCCUUCAUGAAGACUCUGAUUGGUUAGAGUGGACUUCAUUAGAAGAGCAGCAGCUACAUAAGUGCAUGGACUGCGACAUUACAAACACAAAUGAGAAUAUUUUUUACUUUUUACUUGAGAUGCUGCUUCCUUGGGAUUGGGACUAUUAUAAGUUUAUUAUGUGGGAGGGUUUUGUUU